CUAACCAUCUUCAUUCCUCUCUCUGCGUGUAUGAGUUACCGUUUGGUGUCAUUUCCUUUCAGCCUAAAGGACUUCCUUUAGCAUUUCUUGUGGUCUGCAGGCAACCAAUGAUCUCAGAUGUAGUCUGUCUGAAAAUGUCUUUAUUUCACCUUCAUUUUCAAAGGAUGUUUUCACAGGUUACAAAAUUCUGGAUCGACAGAUUUCAUCUUUUUUCGGCACCUUAGAGAUACCGUUCCAUUGUCUCGUGGCCUCCCCCGCUCUGUGGUGAGAAGUCAGCUGAUAUUCACAUCAUUGUUCUCUUGCUCAUAAUGUGUCAUUUUUCUCUGGCUGCUUUUAAGAUUGUUUCUUUAAUUUUGGAUGUCAACAGUUUGAUAAUAACGUUCCUGGGUGUGAUUUUCUUGUAUUUAUCCUCCUUGGAGUUUGUUGAAAUUCUUGGAUCUGUACGUUAAUAUCUUUCACCAAACGUGGUAAAUUUGGGGCCAUUAUUUCUGCAAAUACUUUCCUGUCUCAUUCUCUUUCCCUUCCCUUCUGAAACUCCACCUACUGGUAGGGUAGAUUGAUGGAUAUUAUUCCACAGGUCUCUGAGGUUCAGCCACUUUUUAAAAAUGUUUUUCUCUCUGUUCUUCAGGUUGGAUAAUUUCUCUUGGUCUAUCUCCAAGUUCACUGGUUUCAUGUCCAACCUUCUGUGAAGCCCAGCCAGUGAAAUUCUCACCUCGAUUGUUGUAUUUUUCAGCUCUAGAAUUUCCACUUGACUCUUUUUUCAUAGCUUCUCUUUCCUACUAGGAUUGCCUAACUGUUCUUUAAUUGUGCAUAUCUUUUCCUUUAAGUCUUUGAACACAUUUGUAUUAGGAGCGUUAACAUUUUUGCAUAUUGCAAUACCUGUGUUAUCUUGGCAUUGGUUUCUAGUGACUGCUUUCUUUGUUGUCUAUGGUUCAUACUCUCCUGUUACUUCACAUGUGUAAUGGUUUUUAACUGGAUACUGGCCACUAUGCAUGAAAUACUGUAGAGACCCUGCAUUGUGUUAUGUUCCUCUGAAGAGUGUGUGUCUUGUUCUGGGAGGCAGUUAAGUCAGCUGGAUUCCAACUCCAAGCUCUGUACUCUCUGCAGUGGGCGGCAGCUGAAAGGUCUGCUCAGUUCUUUCAAAUUCCAGCUGUCGCUUUUUCACCAGGUGUCCCGGGUCCCCUCCGAACAGCAAUAAUCUAGUCAGCCAAGGAUUUGGAUGGAUUUCAUAUGCAGAUUUUUAAAUUUACCUUCUCUGGGGCUUCCUUCCCUCCCACAAUUUCCUCCUCUCUCACUGUCUUUCUGGCUGAUCUGUCAGCUUCUAACUCUUUCCUCUCACACCUCAAGCCAGUGAGGAUGCAGCAAGGGCACAGAGCCGACACCCAGAGGACAGACUCACAGCUCUGACCCCGGGCAGCUCCCCCCUCAGGGGUACACUCAUCUUCAGUUUCUGCUUGAUUUUGAUCACUCUCCAAUGUCUUUGAACAGUGAAUUCGUUUUUACUAUAUUUUUCCAAUUCUAUAAUUUUUUAUCCGCCAGACUAUUUGUCUGACAAACCUACUCUGACAUAACCCAAAGUCAGAGGCCCCUCCUUUUAAUUUUGUAUUAUUUUGUAAUCUUCUAGAGCAGUUAUCAUGGAUUUGUUUAUUAUAGGCAUUAUGUUUCCCAUCUGACGUCCCCCACUGGGAUGUGAGCUUCAUGAGGGCCUGUUUUGUCACAUGACUCACUCCCAGUGCCUAGAACAAUAUUAGAGAGACAUAGUAAGCGCUCAACAAAAAGAUACUGAAUAGAGAAAUCAACGAAGGGGUCUUAGAGGGGCCCAUGGGCUCUGAAAGGCAGCCUGUGGCUCUGACAUGUGGUCAUUCCUGUUCUAGAAAGAUGAACCUUAUCUCUGCUUCCAAUUGCCCACCUCAGGAGGUGGCGUGCCUCCGCCAGCUGACGGCAGCCAUCCUGUCUGUGUCCUUUGUGGUUGGCGUAGUGGUCAAUGGGAUGACUGCCUUCCACAUGGCUCGCCCUGUCGCCACCAUCUGGUCCUUCAACCUGGCCCUUGCCAGCUUCACUGUCUCAUGGUCCCUGCCCGUUGCCAUAUACAACAUAGCCUCCGGCCAGUGGCCCUUCAAUGAGUUGACCUGCAACCUCUCCCUGGCCUUCACCUUCUUUCCCAGCAUCUGCCUCCUGGUCUUCAUCUCUGUUGACCGUUGCAUCUCUGUCCUCUGCCCCCUCUGGGCUCAAAAUCACCACACUGUGCAGCAAGCCACCUGGCUGGCUGUCGGCGUGUGGCUCCUGGCAGUGACCAUCAUUCACUUCCCGCUGGGCUUCUCGGCGCCCCUGGCCAUCAUCAGCUCCUGCCACCUCGUCCACACCACGCUCCGGCGGGAGGGCUGGGUCCACGCCAGCCGGCGGGCAAGGUUGCUGCUGGUGUUGGUUAGCGCCUUCUUCAUCUUCUGGUUUCUGGUUAACUUGGUGCUUUAGGUCCAAUUGGGGCGAUUUUUGGUGCUAAAGAAGUCCCGCGACCCCACGAUGCUGCUCAUCCUCUGGGCUACCUUCUCCCCGGGCUAUUUCAACAGCUGCCUCAAGGCUUUCCUCUAUGUCUUCAUUGGCAGAGAUUUCCAAGGAAAGCUUUUCCAGUCUUUGCCUUCUGCCCUGGCGAGGGCAUUUUAGUGAGGAGGGAUUUCUCAGCCAGUCUGUCCCUGAGGUGAAGCCCCCAGGGGAUGACGGAGACCUUCAGGUGGAAGCUGGAAAACUCCUGCUUAAUCUGCAGCCUCUUCUCUAGGCUGGCUUCAAGGACUACAUUUCCCAGUGUCCUUUGCAAUGAGGUAUGGCCAUGUGACUAUGGUCUGGCCAAUAGGACGUGCGUGGAAGUAAUCAAUGUAACUUCCUUGAAGUGCCCUUAAAGGGAAAGGGGCCUGCCCUCUUUCUCCAUUGCCCCCUUUGCAUCAUCUAGAAUGCAGCUGUAACAGUUAGCUUCUGCUGCGUAACAAACACUCUAAAACUUAGACCCUUAAAACCAUAACCAUGUCUGAUUUCUUGAGCCAGCAAUUUGAGCUGGUCUUGGCUGGGCUUCCUCAUGCAUCGUCUUUGGGUCAGCUAAGCAACUCGACUUCUGGGUGGGGCGACUUGCUUUCAGCUGGGGUGAUGGGAUUGACUGAGCCAUGUAGCUCUCACCGUCCUGCAGGCUGACUGGGGCGUGUUCACAUGGUGGCUGGGGAGGGCUCCAAGACCAAGAGGGGACACAUGAGACAUAGACUUGACACUUUACACCAUGUGACUAGUUUCAAGGAGUGGGGAAAUCGAUUCCACCGCUGGAUGGGAAAAUCUGAAAAGUGACAUUGCAAAGGAGCAUAGACACGGGAAGGUGUGCAGAACUGGGGCCACUUUUGCAAUCUGCCACAGCACUCGCGGUGGCGUGCCACGUGGAAAGUGACCGUGAACCCAUACUAGUCGUGGAAUGCUUACACCCAGGCUGUGAAGAGAGAGAUCUCAAUUUCUAGCUCAUCGAAGCCACUGUUAUCUUGUGUCUCUGUUAUAGCAGCUGAAUCUAUACUUUACUGGCCGUCGACCUUGUGUGAAGUGACAUAAUACAUCUCCUUAUUGUCAAAGCCAUUUGGAGUCAGGUUUCCUGUUAUCUUAAACCCACAGCAGCCCUGUGGAAGCAUGCAAUAAGCACUCCUUCCCGGGGACAGAAAUCCUGGUGGUUCCUGGUCACAGUGGACCAUUUCCUUAGUUCUAGGCAGAGGCAGAGAAGAACUUUCAUCCAAACCAAAAGCUAUCUGCUACUUGUUCAUAAUCUGAAAAGGCAGUUCUGGUCCCGCUGUGAUGAGCCCUGAGAACUCCCCUCUCGGAGCCUUGAUUCUCUCGACUCUGUAAACCAGGGCCAAAUGCUUUCAUCUUUCACAGAUGCAGAGAGGCUGAAAUGAUAUGAUGACUGAGUAUCAACGAAGAAUAGAGGCGCCUUAAAAAAAUAAGCUGGGAAAAGAGGUUUACUAAAGAACAAAAACGUUAAAACAAGAUAGAUACCUGGCAAAGAGAAAAUGAUUCUAUCUUUCCAGACCCUGAAAUUCCAACUUCUUCUCACUAGAGUCUGUCAUCAGUUUCCUGUGCAUCCUUCCCAAUAGCCUAUGCAUGCAUGAGCAUUUUAGACUGAAAUAGAGCAUGCCAUUUACAUGAUCCUACAUCGUGUGUGCGUGUUACUAAGAGUGUAUCUUGGAGGUGGUUGCCUAUAAGAGGUUUGCCAUAUUAUUUUUCAGUGCUGGCGGACAAGUGUUUCCCCGUCUGGAUGUACCGUGUACAGAGGGAUUUCGCUGAUCUCCCGCCGAUGAGCAUUUAGGUUGCCUUGAAUCGGCUUUGAUGAUAUUUUUGAAACUUAAAAAUCAUUCCGUACAACCCACAUUCCGAACAAUUCGAGGAACUCAUUGAUUUAUCACAGGGCGAACACCAUGCCGCUUAACCAGGUCACGGAGCGGAACACUGUCAGCCACCUCGGCACCCCCUCCCAACCUCUCCUCCUCCUUCAAAGAUAACCUCUCUCCUAACUUUUAUUGUAAACCUUUUUCUGCCUUGCCUUUUUUUCCCUCUCAGGUUUUUCAUUGGAAACAUUUCAAACCUACAGUUACAAGAAUAAUACAGUGUACCUUCCAACUAAAUUUAUCAAAUGCUAAUAUUUGCUCAUCCCUGUAUCCCCUAUAUUUAGUUUCUCUCUCUCCUUCUCUCUUUCUCCUUAUUUGUGUAUCUCUCUCUCUCUUCCACCCUUUAUCCAUCCAUCCAUCCAUCCAUCCAUCCAUCCAUCAUCUCUCCACACACAGGUGUACGUACCAUGGUACAUCCAUCAUGAUGAGCAGAUCAGGAUCCCAGAUGUCUGGGAGGCUGAGGGACGGAGCCCCCUACACAGUUACUAUCACUCGAUGAGCCCAGUUGUAAGAGGAACCUCUAGAAAUCUUUGAACCUUUUGAAAGUAGGUGCACACAUCACGAUAUUUCACCCACAAAUUCUUUAAUCUGUGUCUCCUAAGAACACGGCCGUUUUCCCUGUACAACCCUAGUAUCAUUACCACCCUCAAGACCUUUAAUAUUGAU
This is a messenger RNA of Equus caballus (horse), 5072 nucleotides long. Lineage: Eukaryota; Metazoa; Chordata; Mammalia; Perissodactyla; Equidae. The record is from RefSeq and is a predicted model, not a curated record.